Psammomys obesus (fat sand rat) is the source of this 5108-nucleotide messenger RNA. RefSeq names its product formin like 2 (gene Fmnl2). Gene Ontology annotation, molecular function: actin filament binding; small GTPase binding. Gene Ontology annotation, biological process: cell migration; cortical actin cytoskeleton organization; regulation of cell shape. The record is from RefSeq and is a predicted model, not a curated record. The transcript has 26 exons. The coding region runs from base 16 to 3186 and encodes 1056 amino acids. NCBI's taxonomy places the organism in Eukaryota, Metazoa, Chordata, Mammalia, Rodentia, Muridae. Gene Ontology annotation, cellular component: cytosol.
GGGACUUAUCACUGCAUGGCCUCCAGGAAUGCUAUGAACCUACCUCCCGACAAAGCCAGGUUACUGAGGCAGUAUGACAAUGAGAAAAAAUGGGAGCUGAUCUGUGAUCAGGAACGAUUCCAGGUGAAGAACCCUCCUCAUACGUACAUUCAGAAGCUCAAAGGCUACCUGGAUCCAGCUGUAACCAGGAAGAAAUUCAGAAGGCGUGUUCAAGAGUCUACGCAAGUGCUAAGAGAACUGGAAAUUUCAUUAAGAACCAACCACAUUGGAUGGGUCAGAGAGUUUUUGAAUGAAGAAAACAAAGGCCUGGAUGUUCUUGUGGAGUAUCUAUCUUUUGCUCAGUAUGCAGUCACUUUUGACUUUGAAAGUGUGGAAAGUACCGUGGAGAGUACAGUGGACAAAUCAAAGCCCUGGAGCAGGUCCAUCGAGGACCUGCACAGAGGGACCAACCUGCCCUCCCCUGUGGGCAACAGUGUGUCCCGCUCUGGAAGACAUUCUGCGCUUCGAUAUAAUACUUUGCCAAGCAGAAGAACUCUGAAAAAUUCAAGAUUAGUGAGUAAGAAAGAUGAUGUUCAUGUCUGUAUCAUGUGUUUACGAGCCAUCAUGAAUUAUCAGUAUGGUUUCAACAUGGUCAUGUCUCAUCCACACGCUGUCAAUGAGAUUGCACUAAGUCUGAACAACAAGAAUCCCAGAACAAAAGCUCUUGUCUUGGAGCUGUUGGCAGCCGUUUGUCUUGUCAGAGGCGGGCAUGAAAUAAUUUUAUCAGCUUUUGAUAACUUCAAGGAGGUCUGCGGAGAAAAGCAGCGCUUUGAGAAGUUGAUGGAACAUUUCAGGAAUGAAGAUAAUAACAUAGAUUUUAUGGUGGCCUCUAUGCAGUUCAUUAAUAUUGUAGUCCAUUCGGUAGAAGACAUGAACUUCAGAGUUCAUCUCCAAUAUGAAUUUACCAAAUUAGGCCUGGAUGAAUACUUGGACAAGCUGAAACACACAGAGAGUGACAAGCUGCAAGUACAGAUUCAGGCUUACCUGGACAAUGUAUUUGAUGUGGGAGCUCUGUUGGAAGAUGCAGAAACCAAGAAUGCAGCCUUGGAGCGGGUGGAAGAACUGGAAGAAAACAUCUCUCAUUUGUCUGAAAAGCUGCAGGACACGGAGAAUGAAGCCAUGUCCAAGAUUGUGGAACUGGAAAAGCAACUCAUGCAGAGGAAUAAGGAACUGGAUGUUGUCCGGGAAAUCUACAAAGAUGCAAACACCCAAGUUCACACAUUGAGGAAGAUCGUCAAAGAAAAGGAAGAAGCCAUUCAAAGACAGUCUACCCUGGAAAAAAAGAUUCAUGAACUGGAGAAACAAGGGACCAUUAAAAUUCAGAAGAAAGGGGAUGGGGACAUUGCCAUACUGCCAGUUGUGGCCUCUGGAGCAUUGCCUGUGGGGUCAGAACUAGCAGUGGGUAGCUAUGCGGGACCAAUUACAGGGGCCACCUCCUCAGGACCCUCACUCCCUCUUCCCCCACCACUACCUCCGUCAUCAGACAUGCCUGAAGCAGCGCAAAACGGACCAGCAUCACCACCUGUGUCGCCGCCUCCUCCCCCACCACCUCCGCCCCCUCCCCCUCCCCCUCCCCCACCCCCACUCCCAGGUCCUGCAGCUGAGACUGUGCCAGCUCCUCCUCUACCACCACCCCCACCUCCCUCUGCACCCCCACUGCCUGGAACUUCUUCACCCACAGUAGUUUUCAACUCAGGAUUAGCAGCUGUGAAAAUUAAGAAACCAAUCAAGACGAAGUUCAGAAUGCCAGUGUUUAACUGGGUUGCUCUGAAGCCAAAUCAGAUCAAUGGCACAGUCUUCAAUGAAAUCGAUGAUGAGCGGAUCCUAGAGGAUUUAAAUGUGGACGAAUUUGAGGAAAUAUUCAAAACAAAAGCCCAAGGUCCUGCCAUUGAUCUUUCUUCAAGCAAGCAGAAAAUAACACAGAAGGGGUCAAGUAAAGUGACAUUAUUAGAAGCAAAUAGAGCCAAAAAUCUUGCCAUAACAUUAAGGAAAGCUGGAAAGUCUGCUGACGAGAUAUGUAAAGCUAUUCAUGUGUUUGACUUGAAGACCCUACCAGUUGACUUUGUUGAAUGUUUGAUGAGGUUCUUGCCAACUGAAAAUGAGGUGAAAGUGCUUCGGCUCUACGAGCGAGAGAGGAAACCCUUAGAGAACUUGUCAGAUGAGGACCGUUUCAUGAUGCAGUUCAGUAAGAUUGAGCGGCUCAUGCAGAAGAUGACCAUCAUGGCCUUCAUUGGGAACUUUGCAGAAAGCAUUCAGAUGCUGACCCCUCAACUUCAUGCAAUUAUAGCAGCAUCUGUCUCUAUCAAGUCAUCUCAGAAGCUCAAGAAAAUUCUGGAGAUCAUCUUGGCCCUCGGAAACUAUAUGAAUAGCAGCAAACGAGGAGCAGUUUAUGGUUUUAAACUUCAGAGUUUAGAUCUGCUCUUAGAUACAAAGUCAACAGACCGAAAGCAAACACUAUUGCACUAUAUAUCAAAUGUCGUAAAAGAAAAGUAUCAACAAGUUACCCUAUUUUAUAAUGAGCUUCAUUAUGUGGAAAAAGCUGCUGCAGUCUCCCUUGAAAAUGUUCUGCUGGAUGUCAAGGAGCUGCAGAGGGGAAUGGAUUUAACCAAGAGGGAAUAUACUAUGCAUGACCACAACACCCUGCUGAAAGAGUUCAUCCUUCACAAUGAGGGCAAGCUGAAGAAACUGCAGGAUGAUGCCAAGAUUGCUCAGGAUGCCUUUGAUGAUGUGGUGAAGUAUUUUGGCGAAAACCCCAAGACAACACCACCCUCUGUGUUCUUCCCUGUCUUUGUUCGAUUUGUGAAAGCCUACAAGCAAGCAGAAGAGGAAAAUGAGCUGAGGAAAAAGCAGGAACAAGCUCUCAUGGAAAAACUAUUGGAGCAAGAAGCCCUGAUGGAGCAGCAGGACCCAAAGUCUCCUUCCCAUAAAUCAAAGAGGCAGCAGCAAGAGUUAAUUGCGGAGUUAAGAAGACGACAAGUUAAAGAUAACAGACAUGUAUAUGAAGGAAAAGAUGGCGCCAUUGAAGACAUUAUCACAGAUCUUAGAAACCAACCAUAUAGACGGGCCGAUGCGGUGAGACGAAGUGUGAGGCGGCGCUUUGAUGAUCAGAACUUGCGUUCUGUUAAUGGUGCAGAAAUAACAAUGUGACCUUGAGACCAGCCUUCAAGAGAAGAGGGUGUACAUGAAAGUGCCGAUGUGAACUAUAUGUGCUACCAUUUAGCUGCAGCCUUCAAUACAAAUGAAAUACUCCUUAAGGGCUCAGAUUUAGUAAACACGUAAGAAUUUAAAGAUGGGUUCUUCUUUUAACCCCUGUUAACAAGUGCCUAAAAUUGGAAGUAACUUGCUCAGAUUAAUCAAAGCAAUAGGAUUUGACUUUUUACACCAGUAUGUUGCUCAGUUUUUUAACCAAAAUGUAAAUUUCAUAUUAAAUUCAUUAUUUGCCAUUGUGAUUGUCCCUUAUAUCCCAACCUGGUUUCCUGGUAACUUGUAAAUAACAGGGAUGUGUCUGCUAUGGGCUUCCUUUGCUGAGAAGUCUUCUAAGAAAUUGUGUGUUUGAGCCAUAUUCAUCAACUCUAUUUUUAAGGACUUGUAACAAGGGAGAAGGAAACUGGCACACAAUUAAGUCCUUUUAUCAUUAAACUCCAGCAAAGUAUAAACAGGAUGCAACUACAGUGCCACUAGAAGUCACUUAAGUCUGUUUUGUCACAUGUUGUUUCUGUACAAGGGUACCAUGAACAAAGGCAUUCCCUUUAUGACUGCAAGAUGGCCUAAAACAAUGAAUAGGCCUUAUUUGCAGAACUGUGUUCUUGAGUUAGAGGCAGCUUUUAAUAACACAAAUAUAAUCAUGAAUUAGCACUAAAAUUAACAUCUCAGUAAUCAGUAUUCUGAUAUCUGAGCACCAUUAUGGGUCAAUCCUUAAAAUAGAAAUUGGUGCCUUGUCAGGGAGAAUUUAACACAAACUCUAUCAGUAAGCAUUCAAGGUUACAAGUGUUAGUGUAAUGUUAGAAACCUGGCCUUAUUCUCUUCUGACAAUCAAAAGAUCUUUUUUCCAUUUGUAAAUUAAAUACUGAUACAGUUGACAUUAAGUUAUCAAGGCUGAAUUGCUUUGUGUAUUUCUCACUUAUCAGAAAUUCCAAUUAAACUGUACAAAAUUAACAUUGAAAUUAAGUUUAAAUUAUAUGUGAUAGGGUUAAAUGGUUAACUAAGUUACUAUUUUUACUUCCUCACUGGCAAGGCAUUUUGAUCCAAUCCAAAGUCAAAGACUGGACUGAAGCUCAGUUUGUAUUUCUCAUAACACAUAUUCUGCUUCUGGCUUACCUUGUUGGUACAUCAGUAUAUUAAUUGUAAAAAUUAUUGUAUAGUAUUUAACCACCAAAUUUUUUGUGUUCAUGUGAACCCCUUGGUGAAGGUCCCUUUUUCAUGGGUGUGUAGUUAUAUGAUCUUUUAAAAUGUACAGAUAUUUUGCUAUAAGAUUGGUGCAGUUUUUUAUGGUUUUUACACUUCUCUUUAAUUCCUACCUAAGCCUCUAGGUAAUACUGUAAAUAUUGUUUAAAAAUGCAUCAGCCUAUGCUACACAAUCUGAAUGUUACUUUAACUUAUAGUUUGUUUUUUAAAAUAUAUAUAUUUAACUACAAGGACAGUUUAAAAGUCAGUUACCACAUUUCACAGUAGUAUACUUAUUUACAGAUCCCUUUUAAACCUGCCGGCACAUUCACAUAUGUGUAGUUAAAAAAGAACAUGCCAAGAUUGUUGUCUUUUUGUUGAGUCAAUUAAUGAUGAAUAUAUUAAUAUAUUAACUUGAUCAUGGUAUCACACAAAUAUUUGGACCUUUUUUGUUUUUCAUACAAAUUAGCUGUUUUCCAAAGGGGUGCAUUUGCUAAAACAAAACAAAACAAAACAAAAAAAAGCCUAUUUCCCAGUGUACAAAUGGACAGUAAUGUUGGCAUAUUCUUCUGUUUGUCUAUUAAUGGGCCUGCUUCUUAGCAAUAUAGAAAUGUUUUAUAAAAGCAAUUCAUGUUACUUUUCUGGUCUUUUCAUGCCAUUUGAGCAAAUAAACUAUUUACACUACU